CCUUCAAUUUUUCGUUUCACUGAUCUGGCAAUGUGGUCUCGCACUGCAGCUAAUUUAUUGCAAUCUCAAAAAAAAAAUGUUUUUCUUGUGCAGUGGAAGCAACAACAAUUGGUGACCAGGGAUCAUAUGAUUGUCUGCUAACAGCGCCCUAACAAAUGUUCAGUUAUUGAAAAGCCAAAAAAAAAAAGAAAUUAAAAUGCCUUUAGAGUGGAGUCGCGAAAAUAGCAAAAAAUUAAUAAAUUUGUUAGUACAGCAAGAAUGCCUGUGGGACGUAAGUAGUCCUACCUACCAUGACCGCGUAAAGAGGGAAAAUGCAUUUAAAUCAAUUCUAAACAAAAUGAAGCAGAAUUUGGAUAAUAUAAGGAUUUCGGACAUCAAAAAUAAGAUACUAAGCUUAAGAUCUCAGUAUAGAAAAGAAUUGCGGGCUAUAAAUGCUAGCCGGCGGAGUGGAGUUGGAAAUGAAGACAUUAGACAUCCGAAAUUAUGGUGCUUUGAUGAGUUGGAUUUUCUGCGUCCUUCAAUUUAUAAAAGGCAAAGCACUUACAAUAUUCCUAAAAGAAAAAAACCUGAAACCCAUAAAAUAACUUAUGAAAGCAAUGAGGAGGAUGACGAAAGUUUUUCGGAACCUAGCACAUCAAGUAAAGCUUCAUUACAACAAUCAAAACGAGCAAGAACCGACAUCGAAAAAGGAUUUUCAAAUCUAACUCAGGUGAUAGAGAAGCAAAGUGAAAGGAAAUAUGAAUGGCUUGGAGAACAAGUGGUUUCAAUUUUGAAUGAGAUGGCGAAUCAAGAGGUUAUUGAAGAAGCUAUUAUGGUUAUUCAAAGAAAUAUAAUGGAUUUUAAAAUUAAAGAUCGCACUUUUGGCCAACAGCCAAACGUGCAAGAACAUUAUGAAAAAUUUGAGUAAACAAACCUGUGCAACCACAUAACUUACUAGCGGAAUCUUUUAGAGGCUUGAUUGAUGAUUAAAGAAAAAGGAGCAAGUAAAGAUUAACAGCCGUUGAAGUCGAAAAAAAGAAAAAGUGUACGUGUCCGCCGUUUUUGCUGAUUUAAUGGUAUACUUUUUUUUUUUUGAGCAAAUUAAUAUAGGUGCUGCUUAUAUUUCGAAAACUAUUGAGCCGAUUUUCGAAACAUGAAUAUGGUUGGCAAGAUAAUUGAAAGACUUUUCAUUUGAUAUGUAUAUCUAUACAUUUAACUAUGGGCAUAUCACUAGAACUUUUGAUUUUGGACAUUUAAAAAAAUAAGUCGUGGAACAUUCAUCUAACCGAUUUCACCUUAUAUUUUAAAACUUAAAACAUAUGAAAAAAAAUAAUAAUAGACAAAAUAUAUUUUCAA
Molecule: messenger RNA, 1335 nt
Organism: Rhagoletis pomonella (apple maggot)
Lineage: Eukaryota; Metazoa; Arthropoda; Insecta; Diptera; Tephritidae
Exons: 3
Coding region: 197-907 (236 amino acids)
Source: RefSeq, a predicted model, not a curated record